Bombus terrestris (buff-tailed bumblebee) is the source of this 1143-nucleotide messenger RNA. RefSeq names its product transmembrane protein 147. The transcript has 5 exons. Bases 275 to 964 code for a protein of 229 amino acids. Lineage: Eukaryota; Metazoa; Arthropoda; Insecta; Hymenoptera; Apidae. The record is from RefSeq and is a predicted model, not a curated record.
UUUAGUUCUAAUUUAAACCAGUACUACACUGAAUCGAUAGUGGCGCAUAUGUCACGAAAAUGAUAAUCCGAAAAUGUGGGACAUGGAAAAACAUUGUAUACCACGUCUAUUCUGUAUCUCGUCUGUGCUUUUAUACUAUCAAAAAUACAGACUUCCCUACUGCAGAUAUAACAUCCCAUUUGAUACUUGUCAUAUUGUCAUCUUUUGUAUAUGAAUCGUCUGCUAUAUAAUGAUGAAUAGUAUUUAAAUUAAAUUACAUAAUAUUACUGAAAAGAUGACAUUAUAUCAUUUUGGAAAUUGUUUAGCUUUAGUUUAUGUUCCCUAUUAUCUUACCUAUAAAUAUUCAGGAUUAUCAGAAUAUGGUGCAUUUUGGAAAUGUAUUCAAGCUGGAGGUAUUUACAUAUUUACACAGUUAGUAAAAAUGCUGGCACUUGCUACUUUUUUCCCUACAGCAGAUAACGUAGGAGGUGAAGGUUAUGAUUUAAUUGGUGAAUUUCUAAAGUCUUCGAUAGAUUUAGCUGAUUUAGUAGGAAUUUUAUUAUCAUUGAACAAUAUACCCGGUAAAGGGCAUGCAAAAAUUUUAACUGCUGGAGUUGGAUGGGCUGGAGCUGAGGUAUUACUUACUAGGUUCCUCCUAUUAUGGGUAGGAGCAAGAGGCGCAGAAUUUGAUUGGAAAUACAUUCAAAAGAGUCUUGAAUCUAAUAUUAAUUUAGUACAACAUAUAACUACAGCAACACUUGUAUGGUUAUGGUCACGACAUGAUUUAAAACGAAGUUUAGUUCCAAUAGUAGUUGGUAUGCUUAUACUUACAGUAUAUAGGCCACUUAUUUUAGAUUUUCUCGUAGUAUUUUUCUUAACUGGCCCAUGGUCAGCCCUUAUUGUUAAAGCUACUACUACUUUCAUCAUGGGUGUUACAACAUUAUACAUGUAUGCUGGUCUUGCUCAUUCCAUAGGCAUCUUUUGAAGAACAUUAUGUGUACACUUUCUAUUUUUUGAAGUGAAGGUGGAUCUUCGCAAGAAGGUGCCCAAAUUUUCACAUCACAAUCAAGCCCACUUGUUGCAAGAAUAGGAAUAUGUGGAUGAGGUUCUAAACAAUUUACCUAUACAACAGAGUGUUAUUAAACUUUAUCAUUAUAUUUUUAA